Funneliformis geosporum is the source of this 301-nucleotide messenger RNA. The record is from the annotation of a GenBank genome assembly. Lineage: Eukaryota; Fungi; Glomeromycota; Glomeromycetes; Glomerales; Glomeraceae.
GCAAAAAGAUAAUUUAAAUAUAGAUGGUACCAGGCGUAUGGGACAACUUCGAACACAAAUUGAUCAUCUUACACGAUUGAAACGUCAACCUUCUAAAAUUGAAGAAGAGAUUAAGAUUUUGCAAGAUAAGAUUUUUCGCAAGUGGCCAAAUCAAGGAAAAUAUUACCAAAGAAAUUCAACCAUUCGUAUUAAAGCCGAUGAAGCCAAAUCUAUAUUGGAAAGUAAAAAAGAAGAAUUAGAUGAGAUCAAGGAAAAAUUUGAUGAAAAAACCGAAAUUAUUAAUCAGAUUAGAGCAAUUGAG